AUGGAUUUAAGAAAUAGAAACACAAGAAUAGUACUUAUUUAGAUGUUAGAAAAAUAAUUGAAAUCUAUUAUGACUGAAAAUAUUACAAAAGUUAAAUAUUAGGAAUAAUUAACAAGAUUUUAAAUCUCUGAAGAUUAAAAAAAAGCAAGAAAAAAAUAACAUAGUCCAUCACCUUAAUUAAUGAGAACACAUAGUUAAUCAGAUCAUAUUUAAUUUUAUGAGAGACAAUAAUCAUAAUUAAAAAUAAAAAAUGAAAGAUUAUAUCAAUCAAAAGAAAAGUCUAUAUUAAAAAAGUUAUAAGAAGAAAUUCAAGAAGCUACAUUUAAUCCAAAAAUCCUUAAUUUUAAAGGUUAAAAUACUUAAAAAAAUAACUUAUAUUAAAAAGGAAUUAAAUGGAUGUAAUAAAAAGUAUUAUAUUAUUAAUAGACAAGGCUGAAUAUAUUGAUAAAUUAAAGGAGUCUUCUAUGGUUUAAAUAAGUUAAGAGAAUUUAUUUAAGCCAAUGGUUAAUAAAGUAUCAGAAAAAAUAAUCAAAACAACUAAUUAAACAGAUUUCUUUUAGAGAAUGAAUAAAAAUGAGGAUAAGAAAAAAGAGAAAAUCAAGAGACUUAAAACUGAUGCUACUCCAUCUUUUAAACCAAAAAUUAAUGGUAUUUAAAUAUAUUAUAUAGAUCGUUCUAAAAGAGUAUAAAGUAGUCUUAAUAAAGAUAUUUUAUCAGUUUCUUAUAAUACAGAAUUAAUGGAGAAGAUUAGAAAUUAUAAUUAAAGAGAAUUAAAUCAAUCUUGUCAUGAAUAUUCUAAAUAAAGAAAUUGUUCAUCUGUAUUAUCAUAAUCAAUUGAAAUUGAUAAAUAGACAAAUGAUUAUCCAAGUUUUAGAAAUUCAACUACAAUUAAGAAAUAACCAAAAUUAUAAAUUGAUUGUAAUACUCCCUCUUAGAAUAAAACAGAAAUGUUAUAUGAAUCAUUAGGUAAUUAAACUUAUAAUUAUUUUUGA
Molecule: messenger RNA, 992 nt
Organism: Paramecium primaurelia
Lineage: Eukaryota; Ciliophora; Oligohymenophorea; Peniculida; Parameciidae
Source: the annotation of a GenBank genome assembly